AUGGCCGAAUUCGUGCGUGCCCAAAUCUUUGGGACCACCUUUGAGAUCACCUCGAGGUACUCUGAUCUCCAGCCUGUUGGCAUGGGAGCGUUCGGCUUGGUUUGCUCCGCAAAGGACCAACUCACCAGCCAGAAUGUCGCCAUCAAGAAGAUCAUGAAGCCUUUUAGCACCCCCGUGCUCGCCAAGCGCACGUACCGUGAGUUAAAGCUGCUUAAGCAUUUGAAGCACGAGAAUGUGAUCUCGCUCAGCGACAUCUUCAUUUCCCCUCUUGAGGAUAUCUACUUCGUGACGGAACUCCUGGGCACCGAUCUCCACAGGUUACUCACCUCGCGGCCACUGGAGAAGCAGUUCAUCCAGUACUUCCUCUACCAGAUCAUGCGUGGUCUUAAAUAUGUCCACUCUGCCGGCGUUGUUCACCGUGACCUGAAGCCCAGCAACAUUCUCGUCAACGAGAACUGCGAUCUCAAGAUCUGUGAUUUUGGUUUGGCCCGUAUCCAGGAUCCUCAAAUGACCGGCUACGUGUCUACGAGAUACUACCGUGCGCCUGAGAUUAUGCUCACCUGGCAAAAGUACGAUGUCGAGGUCGACAUCUGGAGCGCCGGGUGCAUCUUUGCGGAAAUGCUUGAGGGCAAGCCUCUCUUCCCUGGCAAGGACCAUGUCAACCAGUUCUCCAUUAUCACUGAGCUUCUCGGGACCCCACCUGACGAUGUGAUCAACACUAUCGCGAGCGAGAACACUCUGCGGUUCGUCAAGUCACUCCCCAGGCGGGAGAGGCAGCCACUAAGGAACAAGUUCAAGAAUGCUGACGAGUCGGCUAUCGACCUCCUCGAACGCAUGCUUGUAUUCGACCCUAAGAAGCGGAUAACAGCGACCGAGGCUUUGGCUCACGAGUACCUGGCCCCCUACCACGAUCCCACGGACGAGCCUAUGGCUGAGGAGAAGUUCGAUUGGAGCUUCAACGAUGCUGAUCUGCCCGUCGACACAUGGAAGAUCAUGAUGUACUCGGAGAUCCUCGACUACCACAACGUCGAAGCCGCAGGUGUUGGUCAGGUUGACGACCAGCAGUUCCUGCCCCAAUGA
Dichotomopilus funicola is the source of this 1080-nucleotide messenger RNA. Its product is annotated as kinase-like domain-containing protein. The transcript has 9 exons. NCBI's taxonomy places the organism in Eukaryota, Fungi, Ascomycota, Sordariomycetes, Sordariales, Chaetomiaceae. The record is from RefSeq and is a predicted model, not a curated record. Gene Ontology annotation, cellular component: cytoplasm; nucleus. The coding region runs from base 1 to 1080 and encodes 359 amino acids. Gene Ontology annotation, molecular function: MAP kinase activity; ATP binding. Gene Ontology annotation, biological process: stress-activated MAPK cascade; osmosensory signaling pathway; protein phosphorylation.